AUGGCGUCUUCCUGCAUAAACAACUGCAUGAACGACGUGGCAGUCCACCUGCCGAUCCGGCGGCUGGGCUCCAUCCACUACGUGCGGCUCUCCGAGCAGCCGCCGCUGCUCGGAGGGUCCGGAAGGUUCGCGAGCUUCGAGGAGCAGUGCGGUCGGCAGCUGUACCUGAGGAGCUACACUUUCUCGAGGAAGGAGAGCUUCAACGACAGGACCAAGCGUCGUAUUGGGGAAGUCGCGGAGAGCGUGAAGAAGCGAGGGUUAGGGUUCCGGCUCCUGCCAGCUGGUCGCGAGAAGAAGAUGUGUUUGGGGAAGGCGAGGAGGGUGACGUGUAGGGCUGUGAUGAAGGUGGUGAGGCGACUCAUGAUGUCUUGCACUACCAGGGUCGAUACGGCAGCGGAUGGGGAUUGA
Molecule: messenger RNA, 408 nt
Organism: Linum tenue
Lineage: Eukaryota; Viridiplantae; Streptophyta; Magnoliopsida; Malpighiales; Linaceae
Source: the annotation of a GenBank genome assembly